Aspergillus candidus is the source of this 480-nucleotide messenger RNA. RefSeq lists its product as uncharacterized. NCBI's taxonomy places the organism in Eukaryota, Fungi, Ascomycota, Eurotiomycetes, Eurotiales, Aspergillaceae. The transcript is spliced from 2 exons. The record is from RefSeq and is a predicted model, not a curated record. The coding region runs from base 1 to 480 and encodes 159 amino acids.
AUGGGCAGCAUCUGCUCCAAAUCUAGCAACCAGUCCACCGAAGCCUUCUCCCGCCCCGGUCGGCCCCUCGGCUCCAGCGCAACAGGUCCCAAAUCAUCCGCGCCGCGCGCCCCGCUCCCCAAGUCCGCCUCCAAUUUCGCCUCACCCGGUCGCACACUCGGUGGGGAGUCUAGCACGAAAACAUCAAAUUCUCGGGUAGGGACACAGACGCAGACACAAGCACAACCGCAGACACAGCAGGGAGCGGGAGUGGGUGAUGCGACGGCUGCGGCGCCUGUAGCGGAUCCGCGCGCGAAUGCCGCCAUUGCAGCGCAGAAACGAGCUGAAUCCGCCUCCGCAGCGGGUGGAAAAGGCAAACUGGGGACGAAGCUAGCGGCCCAGAAGGCGCAGACACAAUCACAGACGUUGAAUGAGGUUAGUCGGGAUGAGAGGGCUGCUAGGGAUGCGGAUGAUGCGGCUGCUGCGAGGGCUUGGUCUUGA